AUGCCGACAGCCAACUACGACUCGCGCACCCUGUCCAUCGACGGCAAACGAAUCUGGAUCGUCUCCGGAUCCAUGCACUUCCAGCGCAUCCCCCACGAACUCUGGGAAGACCGCAUCCGCGCCGCCAAAGCCGCGGGCGUCAACACCAUCGAGACCCCGAUCUUCUGGAACCUCAUUGAGCCGCGUCCAGGAUCCUACAACUUCAAAGACAACAACGACAUCAAGCACUUCCUCUCGCUGCUCGCCAAGCACGAGAUGUACGCGAUCAUCCGUCCCGGCCCGUUCGUCGGCGCCGGAUGGGACCUCGGCGGUCUCCCCGCUUGGCUCCUGAAUAUCCCAGAGGUCAAGCUCCGCGCCCCGAACCAACCUUUCCUCGAAGCCGUGGGCAAGUACUUCAAUGCACUCGCCAAGCAGAUCAAGUCCAUGCAAGCGUCCGUCACCAAAGGCGGCCCGCUCAUCAUGAUCCAGAACGAGUCCCAGUGGGACUGCGACGAUCAGCAAGCAGCACCAAAGUAUCUCGGAGAGCUCGCACGCUACCUCCGAGAAGCCGGAUUCGCGGUCCCCAAGAUCAACGCCAACAACCUCUGGCAAGGUGUCGAGGGCGAGAUCGAUGGGUGGACUGGUGAAGGCGACAUGUUCGCGAUCAUGCGCCAGCUCAAAGCCGUGCGCCCAGACCAGCCCACCAUCGUCAUCGACUACGGCCCGCUCCGUCGUCCGAUCUUCGGACAAGAACUCGAAGCACCGGUCGAUGGAUACACCCUCCAGCGCCAGCUUGGAGAGAUCAUGUCCGCAGGAGGUCAGUUCAACCUCGCGAACUUCAUGUCCGGCACCUCCUUCGGAUUUUGGGCCGGACAAGCUUCCGCCGGAGAACCCUGCGCCUAUGCACCUACCUACGACGCCGGCGCGCUCAUCGACGAGCACGGCCGCAUGACCAACGAGAUGGGACCAGUGCGUCGCCUGCUGACCUUUGGAUCUUCGUUUGCCAAUGUGCUGGCGCACACCGAGAACAACACCCCGCCGGUCGUUAUCGAUCCAGUCGUCGAUGAGGACGCGAUCCAGGGGCACAUCGUCAACCAGAUGAACGGCUCUCAAGGGAACAUCAUCUUCAUCUUCUCUCCGCCGAAGGCCAAAGCCGGAACCAUCAACCUCCUGCUCUCAGACGGAUCUUCACUCCCAGUGCGAUUGGGGUCCCAACGCGUCCACUGGUGCUUGACCGAUUACAACAUCUCCUCAAAGCACACGCUUGAUUACACCUCACUCUGUGCUCUGAGCACCACUGAAGACAUGCUCGUGCUCUUCGGACCCGGCGGGGGGAUCGGCGAAGUCUCCAUCAACGCAUCACCACUCGUUGUCGAGGUUCCGAAGGGGCGCAAGCCGGUUGCAGUGAUGCAUGAGGGGAUCUGUGUUGUCGUUGUUUCCGAAGAUGUUAUCGACGAAACAUUCAUGCAAGGCUCCGAAGUCUUCGUCGGUGUGCAAGGGCUCACAGCAGAUGGAGAACCAAUCCCAUCCGCAAACGGCAAGACGCACACUCACAUCACACCUGACGGAAACGCGAAGACCACAACCACGAAGUACCAAGAUCGUGAUCCUGGAGAGAAAGCACCAAAGAUCGCUCUGGGGAACUGGGAGUGCGCCCAAACCGAACUCCAUAUCGAUGGUUCGAGCCCUCGCUACGCCGUGAUCCCAGGUCCAGCAGACCUUUCAGAGCUUGGAACACCAUACGGCUACGGAUGGUACAAAAUCGAAGUGAAAUCACUUCCGAAUGGAAAGGUCAACUUCGUCGCUCCGAGUUCAAGUGAUCGUAUCCAGUUCUUCCUCGACGGCGAUCCGAUCGGCAUGAUCGGAGCAGGACCAGGCGCUUCCGAUUCGAUCGCACUACAACUCAAAGCAGGAUCCGAUAGUUUGAUCGCACUCGCGGACAACACCGGAAGGAUCUCCGGCGGUUCGGUCAUGGACGAGAACAAAGGUCUCUACGGGCACCUCGUUGAGAACACCCCGUUCAAGCCUGGGAAGCCAAAGGUUGUCACUGGUGAUCCGAUCGAUGUCCUUGGAUAUUCGACUCCAGUCUUCGGUGUGCGUGAAGGAGAAACCACACACCACAACCGACUGCAGUGGUCCUUCAAGCACCUCAAAAAGUCUUCGAUCUAUUUGGAGAUCCCGCCGAUCAACGCACGCGUGAUCGUCGUACUCAACGAAGAACCAAUCAAGCUGAUCGGCGCGAUGCGCCGCACAACGAUCGAACUUGACGAUGAAGCCACCAAGCGAGGCAACAAUGUCCUUGAGCUGGCGCUGCAUCUGGAUUCGCCGAGCCAUGAACUCGCUGAUGAACUGUCCGAGGAGAUCCUCGCAACGCUUACAAAGCAAGUGAAGUUCAUCGAAGGUGCCAAUGUCAUUUCUGAGAAAUGCGAAUGGUCCUUCGCCAAAUGGGAAGCACCUGCAGAGAUCGACUUUGACUUAGUCAGCAAGUCCAAGCUUUCAUCAACUGGGAAGCCGAGCUGGUGGAAGACCACCUUCCAAGCUCCAGAGAUGGAUCUCGCGAUCUCGCUCGACACGAGCGGGCUCACCAAGGGUCAGGUGUACAUCAACGGCAACGCGUUGGGGCGCUACUUCACUUCGACUGCAGACGGCAAGUCAGUGGAGCCAACGCUCAAUCUCGCGAUUCCUUCAUGCUGGAUCAACGAAGACUCAAACAACGAGUUAUUGAUCUUCGAUGAGCACGGCGCCUCACCCGCAAAGGUGAAACUGAUUGUUGAAAGGCGUUAA
Molecule: messenger RNA, 2763 nt
Organism: Symbiodinium sp. CCMP2592
Lineage: Eukaryota; Dinophyceae; Suessiales; Symbiodiniaceae
Source: the annotation of a GenBank genome assembly